UUCACCAAUGGUAUUAUCAGAGCUUUUAAGAGAUAUUGCUACAGCUAUAGACUGUGUUAAAUUAUAUGUUGAUAGAAAUAGAUCAUUUGAUCCUAAAAAUAUCUUGAAUAGUAUACGAAUAACAUUAAUAACUAUUCGUAUUCAUAUGCAAAGGGUUAUGCAGGUGAUUAAUUAUGGUCAUUCAUUAGGAGUAGCAGUCUUUAAUGAUGGUGUGAAAACUAAUGUAUUAGCAGGAAAGAUGGCAGGAAGGUUUACUCCUUCUAAUCCAUUUAAUAAUAAUGCUGAAAUUGCG
Messenger RNA from Funneliformis geosporum, 292 nucleotides. Lineage: Eukaryota; Fungi; Glomeromycota; Glomeromycetes; Glomerales; Glomeraceae. The record is from the annotation of a GenBank genome assembly.